Sclerotinia sclerotiorum 1980 UF-70 is the source of this 588-nucleotide messenger RNA. RefSeq lists its product with no specific name. The transcript is spliced from 2 exons. The record is from RefSeq and is a predicted model, not a curated record. NCBI's taxonomy places the organism in Eukaryota, Fungi, Ascomycota, Leotiomycetes, Helotiales, Sclerotiniaceae. Bases 1 to 588 code for a protein of 195 amino acids.
AUGGAUCAGGGAAGAAGGAAUUCUGACAACACCAAGGAUCACCUACAAUACCACACACCGCGUGGUAACAUCACACACAAAGUAGUAGUCGCCGAAAUCAACAGAGCUCCGCCAGCUACACCAAGAAACUCUAUAAACAACAUGCCACACAGAUGCAUGAACAGAGAAGGCGAUCGCCCAAGCCAAUAUCCACUUUUCGAAAGCCGAGAACUACCUCAGCGACGAAUCAACCCAAACAGAACGGGACCAGUCCCUUUAUACGAGUAUCCGGUCACUACACCCGACAAGGCAUCUUUCGAUUACAGCCGACCAUCUCGCGAGCAGCCAGCGGCGAUCGCACCGCAUGAACGAGCAAUGAUGCUCGAGCCGGAAAAUAGGCCUAAUGAUGUAGGAUUUAUGAGGGGUAUUACGGGUCCUGAUAAAAAGAUCGUGGGUGCUAUUUAUCAUCCUGCUGGAGAUUGUAGAGGCUUUGCUCGUGCGGAAUUCGGACCUCUUGAUCGUCAGGGAAGAGAACAUAAUCGGAUGCUUCAUGAUAAAGCGCAGCAUGCACCUCGAUCGCCAACGUGGCCGACUAGACCAUCCCGAUAA